UCCAAGUUUUCCAACGAGCGAAGACUGCUUGUGAGGAUCGAUCCAAAAGAGUUGCAGAGAGUACUGGAAACUGAACACUCUCGGCAUUAAUGGCGGAAGAAGAGAAAACUCCAAAAUCUAGUGGAGAGAGAGAGAGAGUGAAGCUCUUCGUCGGUCAGGUCCCAAAGCACAUGACCGAAGCUCAGCUUCUCGCAAUGUUCAAGGAAGUUGCUCUGGUGGACGAGGUCAACAUCCUCAAAGACAAGUCUACUCGUGAUUCCAGAGGUUGUUGUUUCUUGACAUGUCCGUCCAGGCAGGAAGCAGAUAAGGCAGUCGAUGCGUGUCAUAACAAGCGAACGCUUCCAGGGGCAUUAAGUCCAUUACAAGUGAAGUAUGCAGAUGGUGAGUUGGAAAGGCUAGAACACAAACUUUUUGUUGGUAUGCUUCCAAAGAACGUUUCUGAUGUCGAAGUUUCUGCUUUAUUUUCCAAGUACGGAACCAUAAAAGAUUUACUUAUUCUGCGAGGUUCUCAGCAAACCAGCAAAGGCUGUGCUUUUCUGAAGUAUGAGACAAAAGAACAAGCUCUUGCAGCACUGGAAGCCAUCAAUGGGAAGUACAAGAUCGAGGGUUCAAGUGUCCCUUUAGUUGUCAAGUGGGCCGACACAGAAAAAGAAAGGCAAACUCGUAAGGCUCAAAAAGCUCAGGCCCAAUCUUCUAAUGUGGCAAAUCUUGAUUCCAUACGUCAACCUUCUUUAUUUGGGGCCAUGCCUAUAGGAUACAUUCCACCAUAUGAUGGAUUUGGUUAUCAGUAUGAGCUUGUAACUUGCUUUCGGAAUUCUACUGAGAUCUUACAAGUUACAACUUAG
Molecule: messenger RNA, 845 nt
Organism: Telopea speciosissima
Lineage: Eukaryota; Viridiplantae; Streptophyta; Magnoliopsida; Proteales; Proteaceae
Product: RNA-binding protein BRN1-like
Exons: 7
Coding region: 90-845 (251 amino acids)
Cellular component (GO): cytoplasm; ribonucleoprotein complex; nucleus
Molecular function (GO): mRNA binding
Source: RefSeq, a predicted model, not a curated record